This is a messenger RNA of Blastomyces gilchristii SLH14081, 2202 nucleotides long. RefSeq lists its product as uncharacterized. The record is from RefSeq and is a predicted model, not a curated record. NCBI's taxonomy places the organism in Eukaryota, Fungi, Ascomycota, Eurotiomycetes, Onygenales, Ajellomycetaceae. Gene Ontology annotation, biological process: regulatory ncRNA-mediated heterochromatin formation. The coding region runs from base 406 to 1668 and encodes 420 amino acids. Gene Ontology annotation, molecular function: siRNA binding. The transcript has 4 exons. Gene Ontology annotation, cellular component: nucleus.
AUUUUCUAGUAAUUCUUGCAACAUUGGCUGGCCAUAUUUAAAUAACUAGAGUGGUUUAUUUUGCAUUGGGCAAAACAACUCAGUCCAUCAUCAAAUCUCCACCAUCAGCAAUCGAGCCCCAGCAUUACUAUGCUCAAGCAUGCAAUGCGAUAAAGAUCUAUGUCUUUUAUGUCUGUUUCCUUUUUACAUCUAUCUGCGGUCUUGAAUAAAUACACCCGAAACAUAGCGGCAGGCUGCAGCUAUUUUUUAUGUUUAUUUAGUUGGCACUUUGGCACCUUCAUUCACAGUCCAUUCACCAAGAUACAAGUAUCAAUACAGCAGUUUUGCUUAUGUUCUUUGAAAUAUCCAUUUCCUCUAUAGCGAAUAUAAAACAUACAUCUCUCUCUUUAUCCUUCUAUCUCUUCAAUGCUAACCCCAUUUCUCUCUCUCUUUUCUUUUGUUUACUCUCAUCUACUUCACCCCAUAUACCGCACCACCAGACGAAGCAUCAUGUUUGUCUUCCGGGCAGAGGACUUGCCCAAGGAUCCUGUCUUUCCUGCUGAUCUGAAGCAGCUUGGCUACUUCAUCAAUGACCAGGACCAGAUCAAAAAGAUCUCGAACCCCGAAGAGGACUUUGUUUUCAAAAUCAAUACCAAUGAUCGCUACAAUGAGAUGCAGAAGGAAGCUAUGAAUACAUGUAUCCGACAAAUCGUCAUUUCCCGUCUCCUCAAUCUGGGUCUCGAGACCCUCCGUCUCCCAAUUGGCGCAGCAGCAAACUCUCAACAUGUCUCCAUCCUAACAUCCCCAGCCUUCCAAUCCCAGCCCCGCCUCAUCGUCGUCUUUGGCGAUCCAACCCAAGACCUGGGCAUCUGGGCCUAUCGCGUCAUCAGCAAGAAGGGUAUCAACAUCGGCUCCGCCGUGAACUUUGCAACCGCGGUUGUAGGCGAUAGCAGUAGCAGCCCCAUGGGUUCUGAGUAUCAAACCGCUAACACGAACGUCGCUAAUUCAAGUAAGAAUCAGGAUCAGAAACAGAGCCAGGAUAACUGGUCCAACUCCCGCACGGGAACGGGCCUUAUUCUGACAAACCCAGGCCAGCUGGUAUGGCACUGCGGCAAGGAACAGGCUAUUUCGCUGCCAAUGUGGCAUGCUCUUCCUCGGCGCAGUGCCGUGGAGCCGCCCAUGCGGAUGACGUUCCGGAAUAAGAUCCCCGGUAACGAAACAUGGCAGGAUCACAUUACUUAUGUCUUUGAGGAGGUGCUGGGGAAACUUGCGGCGCCCGACGUGAAGAUCGAUGUCAUCGGGUUGGCAGAGGGGGGAUUAGGUGCCGUGAGAUAUUUGGCUGAGCACUGGCCAACCUGGCAAUCCCGCAUCUCCUCCAUCUGCCUCACCAACCCCCUCCACGACACAAACCACCUCCACCCGCCAGAAUUCGCCACCUUCAUGUCCACACGCAGCCGCGCCUACCUACUCUCCGAGAAACCACUCAGCACGCCCGUUGCGGGCCGCUACGAGUUCGGCUGUAACUGUUAUUCGGCCGGGGAGGCGUUGGAUGUCGAGUCUAUCAUGCCCAGGGCCUGGGGUGGUAUGCUGAAGUGGCUGGAUGUUAUGUUUGAGAAUAGCGCGCUAGAGGAGGUUGAGGUUAUUGUGGCGGAAGAUGGGGAGGGGGAGGGGGAUGUGGUGGCUUCUUAAAGGGAUGGAGUGGGUGGGUGGGUACAUGGGGUCUUUUUGAGGGUUUUGCGGAGGGUGGUGGUAUUUUAUUGCCCUUUUUUUUUUUUUCUUUUACCAUGUUUUUCUACGUUUUUCUGCUGGGUGUUGAAUACCCCCUUCUCGUUAUUAGGCCGGGCGGUGCGUGCUGCAUGGAUGGGAUAUUUUGGAUACAAAGGCAUAGGCAAGAUAGCAGUGAGUCUCGUGUGCUGGAAGCGAUUGCUUGCUGCAUACAACAACUUCUAUUAAUCUAUUUGAUUGUAAACACCCCGGGUUUUUAACGCACCAUCUUUGUAUACCCAAUGCAUAAAUGCAAGCUUGAUAGAUGAGAUGCAGAGUUAUGUACUUGGAAAGCUAUGUCCUUCAAGCUACCUGCCAACAAACACUACCAAUAAUUAAUUACAAAGGCUCGAACUAGCCUGAUAAGAAAAUUCUAGAUACUCAAAAGAUAGUACAUGGGAAAAGGCAAGAGAAACGGAAAGCAAGCUCUCUGCCAACUCCGCAGUGAAGUAUAUGCAU